AUCCAUAUAACGAUGAAAUUACCAGUUUUUAGGUAAAAUAGAAUACAUUUAACUUUUACUUACCUGAAAAAAUGCUUUUUCCUUCUCUCUGAACUCCUGAAGCGCGGGAUACAGUGACCAGGAAGUGUGUUGUUGUCAUAACAACCAAGAAGACGCGCAAAGUCAUCACAAUUAGCGUAAAUUGCCCUCGAACGUCACUACUAAUUGCAUUCGUGACCAACUCGUGUUUUUCCCGGACAAGCCGAAUAGCGUUCUUGCAGGUUACGGAAAGGGGCGAGUGGUAACGAAUGUACUAAUUGUGAAGCAAAACCUAAAGUGUUCUAAACAUUGCUACAGAAGCGCCCCCUAGCGAUAACUGCGGUCGCUACAUUGGAAGUGAGAGCGCCCGUGCCGUAUUCGUCUCCUAGUAACCCACCAUUAUCUCCAACGUGCUAUGAAGUUGUUUGAAUGGAUUGCUGCCCUCUGCCUCUUUAUUCUGCCCUUGACAGUGGGGCUUGUACCGGUAAUCUGCAUAUUCUUGGCAGGAUGGUAUUAUCCGUCUCUUGUGGCUCGCCUCAAAGAUUAUUACACAGUAUCCAAAGCUGUCGAGGAUAUCUGGAAUAAAAUCUGGGGUCCCCGGCAGCGAGGGAGACAACAAACCUCCCUAAACACAGACAGUGGGCCACUGGCCACAGACAGUAGGCCACUGGACACAGACAGUAGGCCACUGGACACAGACAGUAGGCCACUGGACACAGACAGGGGGCCGCUGGGCACAGACAAUCGGCCACCAGACGAGCCAGUUGGACCGCCCCUCUCCGAUGAUGCUGCAGUUGAAAUUAUCGUGAGCAGAAUUUCAAAUAAAUGGAAAAAUUUGGGAAGACGCCUUGGAAUGACAGACGAUGAACUGGAUAACAUAGACAGUGAUCACAAGGGACAGAGGGAGAAGGCACAUCAGAUGUUGCGGGCUUAUAGAAACAAUGCCGACCAACCCAUCCUAGACAAACUUGUUAAAGCGUGCAGGAAGGAAAGGCGCGCAGACAUUGCGAGCGAACUUUUGAAGCUUAAACAGGAAUAAAACAAAAUAUAAAGACACA
Molecule: messenger RNA, 1076 nt
Organism: Haliotis rufescens (red abalone)
Lineage: Eukaryota; Metazoa; Mollusca; Gastropoda; Lepetellida; Haliotidae
Exons: 6
Coding region: 434-1057 (207 amino acids)
Biological process (GO): signal transduction
Molecular function (GO): protein binding
Source: RefSeq, a predicted model, not a curated record